UCCUUUUCCCUUCUCUCUCUCCUAUCUGGGUAGUGGACGGCGUGGGUAGGCGGCGGAGUAGGCAAGCUCCGGCGGCGGCGGCGGGCAUGGUCGGCGCCGCCCCCCGACCGGAGCGCCUCGAACAGCGCGGCGUAGGCGGCGGGUGACGGAGAAGCGCGCGCGCUGGGCGGUCGGAGUCGGCGAGCGCCGCGACGUCGGAAUUGGCCGGCGGCGGGAGGAUGUUGGAGAGCGCGAGGAUGUGGGACCUCAUCGUCUCCCACCAGGACGGGGUAGGCGCAGAUGCGGACGCCGCCGACGAGUUCGAGGACGAGGCUGCCCCGGCGGCGAGUUGGGGGCGCCGGCGGAGAAUACCAGGGACGGGGGCGGCGGCAUCCUCCAUAUUCCUGUGGCGGCAAGGGGCGCCGGCGAGCUCCUGGCCCCUCGCCCUCUGCCCCCACACCUCCUCCACCACCUCGUCGGUGACCCCGGCCUUCUUCGCCCGCGCCCACCGCUCCUUCCCCACCGCUCCUCAGAGUUUCGGUUUAUGUUUCUGCGCCUCUAUUUGUGUCGACGAAUUUUGAGAUGAACUGUUCCAUUCGUUCGGUUAUUUGUUUUUUGCUUUGAUCGGAAACAAUUUUGCAAUGUUUGCAACUAUCAGAGAUCGGUUCAUGUGUUGCAUGCUGUAUUUCUUCCGAAUAUUAGGAGAUUAAGCACUCUGUUCUUCAUAUGAAGAACAUAAAAAAACUUGUUCCAUCUGAAUUUAGUUUCAGAAGGCUCUGAUCUUGCCCUGUUCUUGGGUUAAUCUUGAAGAAAUGGAGUUUACUGAUUUUUUUUGUUCUUCUUCUUGCAGUCAGGGAAGACGUUUCUGACUCCUCGGCUCCAGGGCGUCCAUGUCGGCCACCAAGACCUCAACCUGCCUCCGCCGCCGUCCUACACCGCCGCGGCCGCGUCUACAUUGGCCGCGGUCUGCACGCUAGGAAUGGUCCGCUCCGCGCUCGAGCGCGCCACGGCCGGGAGGUCGGCCGCCGCCGCGUGUGCCUCCCCGGCCACGUCGUCGUCAUCGUCGGCGUCCACCUCCUCGUCCUCCUCCAUCGGCAAGUGCCACCGCUCGCCGCCGGCGGGGGGCGCGGCGACGCCCGCGAGCCCGUCCAUGCGUGCGGCCGCCUACCCGUCCUGCCUCACCUACGUGCUCAUCGCCGAGGCGGACCCCCGUUGCCCUCGUUGCGACGGCAGCGGGAAGCACCCCGGGAUUCCGCCGCCCGAUGUCGCUGUGCUCGCCGACUCAGACUGCCCGGCGCGCGCUUCUCCGGUCACCCGCCGCCUACGCCGCGCUGUCCGCGGCGCUCCGGUCGGAGGGCGGCGCCGACCAUGCCCGCUGCCGCCGCCGGAGCUCGCCUGCUCCGCUGCCUACCGCGCCGUCCGCUGCCCAGGAAGGAGAGAGAGAGGGGGGAGUGGGAAGAAGAGAGGAGUGAGGCUGACACGUGGGGCCCACGUGGGUCCCACCAUUUUAAAAAUAUUUUUUGUGUGCAGCUGACAUG
Messenger RNA from Oryza sativa Japonica Group (Japanese rice), 1517 nucleotides. The record is from RefSeq and is a predicted model, not a curated record. NCBI's taxonomy places the organism in Eukaryota, Viridiplantae, Streptophyta, Magnoliopsida, Poales, Poaceae.